UCAACCCGGAAAAAGGAAGUCCAACACUGAUAACCAAAACAAGGAAGCUGACUGUACAAAUCUCCCACAACAUCGUCGCCUGUACAGGCAUCUUUUUAAUGUUUAUCUUUUCAAUAUUUGUGGACAAAUAUAAGUGCUUCUGUAAACAACUUAAUCUGAUACUGGGAUAGAGGGCGGUGUAACAGAAAGCUAACUAGAUUGAUAAGUAGCUCGCUAGCAUUCCUGACUAGCUGAUUAGUUUCGUUUCCUAGUAACGUUAUGCUAGUUCUCUAACUGCUGAUAACUACUUAUGUGUGCGUUCUCGUAAACGUUAGAUAGCAAGUAAGCGAAAUAAUUGAACUGCGCAAUUGGAAUAUGGACAGAUUGAAAUGUAUUUCGGGAUAAAUCCGCUACCUAGCUAAGAUGGCUAACUUGGCUCACUAGCAAGGCAAGAUCAGCAAGGCUACCCAACAAGCUAGCCGGAACUAGCUAACUUGUCUUAAAGUGUCAAUCAAUGGAAGCAAUCAAAUCGGCAUAAAAACAUUCUUUUAUGGCAUUUCUGAUUUCGUUUGGACGCAGCGAUUGGUAUGACAACCGAAUGCAACACAGACCAUCACCUGGCGUAGUACUAGCUAGCUGCAUUAGCUAGUGCUGUAUUCGACCAAAUUAUUCCCAUGUCAUCUGCAGCAAGAUCAGUUUUUGCUUGGGCCUCUGCAGUCCCAGUUCCUGCACUCACGCCGAAAUGACCUGAGACGGAAUCGUCCGCGCCGUCAGACCUCUCAAACAUGGCAGGGAUAGCGUGGUAUCAGGAGAAGAUUGGGGCGUAUGAUCAGCAAAUCUGGGAGAAAUCCCUGGAGCACACCGAAUUGAAGGGCAUUGGCAGCAAACCAAAGAAGACAGGGCACAUCAAAGCUGAUCUUAUUGAUGUCGACUUGGUUAGAGGCUCCACAUUCAGCAAGGCCAAGCCCGAGAGCCCGUGGACCGCUCUGACCCGGAAAGGUCUGGUCAGAGUGCUCUUCUUCCCCUUCUUCUUUCAAUGGUGGACCCAGGUGACGUCCAGGUGCAUCUCUGUCUGGCUGCUGCUUCUCUACCUCCUGCAAGUGGCAGCGCUGGUCAUGUGCCUGGAGGUGCCGGCGGCCAGUGCGAGCGAGGUGCUGGAGCCCGUGUGUCUGAUGCUGCUGCUGGGCACGGUGCACUGUCAGAUAGUCUCCACCGAGUCCAACAGGAGCCCCGCGGCCAGCCCUGCAACCAGCCCCACGCGCAGGAAGAGGCAAAGGAAGGGGCGGGGCCUGAAGAAAGCAGAGGAGCAGACAGAUGGUUUGGAAUCAGAGGUACAGGCCUGGCAACUGCUGGAGAAUCGGAGGCUUUACCGUGGUGAGAGGAAACAGAACAGCGUGGGGCGGUCAGCGUUCGGGGCGUCCGAUGAGCUGUCCAGCGAGGAGGAGGUCGAGCCCUACCGCCUGUCCUCGUGCGAGAGGCACAUCCUGGCAGACGGAGCCACGCCCGCCACCAUCCUGAGGAACAGGAGCCGCCACUCACAGCAGAGCCCCGCCUCCGCUCGGCAGGGGGACAGGCCCGAGACCGCCAAGCUUCCCCCGCGCGAGGUCGAACGCCUGCGGCCCUCCGAGUGCCCCCGGCCCGCCUCGGACACCGACGACGCAAUGUGGGAGGAGCUUCUCCAGGACCCGGACUCCGCCUCCACGGGCAGCACCGACAGCGAGGGAGGGGGCUCCCACUGCCACGGCCUGGCCCCACCUAACAUCCUCUCCAGCGAAGACGAGAGCUUCCAGCCAGGCAACCUGUCCUGGCUCCAGGCGUGCCACCCCUCCAAUGACCGCGUGAGCGCCAUCAUCUGGGAGCAGGGGGAGUGUAAAAAGGCAGACAUGUCUGUGCUGGAGAUCAGCGGGAUCAUUCUGACUCGGGUGAAGACGGUAGAGCAGGGCGUGGGCUACCUGAUGCUGGGAGGGGUGCUGACCACCACGCUGGCCCUGCUCCCCUUCUGUUUCCGGGUGACCCAGCAGCUGAGCGCGAGCCAGCAGCUGAACGUGACCCAGCAGGUGAGCGUGACCCAGCUGGGCUGGGUCUCCCUGGCGGAGCUGGUGGACAUGGCCUUGGGCCCGCUGGACGCGCGGGCGUACGUGCUCUUCCUCAUCACCACGCUGGAGCGGGUGUGCCUCACCGGCCUCUUCUUCUUCAUGAUGUGCGUGGCCGAGCGGACGUACAAGCAGCGCCUCCUCUUCGCCAAGCUGUUCAGCCACCUGACGUCCGCGCGCAAGGCCAAGAAGUCGGAGAUCCCCCACUUCAGGCUGAAGAAAGUGCAGAACAUAAAGAUGUGGUUGUCGCUGCGCUCCUUUCUCAAGAGGCGUGGCCCCCAGCGCUCGGUCGACGUCAUCGUCUCCUCCAUCUUCCUCCUCGCCCUCUCCAUCGCCUUCAUCUGCUGUGCACAGCCUGCUCUGCCCCGCCCCCCGCCCGACCCCCAGCUCCUCCACAGCCACCACACAUUCCUGGACUCGCAGAUCAACUGGGAGCUGAUGAUCUGGGGGACGUCGCUCAUCGUGUUCCUGCUCCGCCUGGCCACCCUGGGCGCCGAGACCAACCAGAAGUACAGCAACGUGUCCGUGCUGCUGACCGAGCAGAUUAAUUUGUAUCUGAAGAUGGAGAAGAAGCCCAACAAAAAAGAGGAGCUGAACAUUGUGAACAACGUGCUGAAGCUGGCCACGAAGCUGAUGAAGGAGCUGGACACGCCCUUCCGGCUGCUGGGGCUGACCGUGAACCCCCUCAUCUACAACAUCACGCGGGUGGUGAUCCUGUCGGCCGUUUCCGCCGUGGUCAGUGACCUGCUGGGCUUCAACAUCAGGCUGUGGAAGAUUAAACCAUGAAAGCCAUGUUGUUAUCUCAACCACCACUCCCACCAACCCCCCCCCCCCCACACACCCUUGGAGGAUGAGCACAGGCAGGCGCACUGAGCGACCGGGGUUGCUCUGACGACCAGCCGAACGUGCAAACCUACUGACUGUCCUGCGCCUGGGAGCCUGAGGGCACAGAGGAACCUCAACAUGGGCGCCCAAAUUUCACCACUCCGAUCUGAGGACCUGUGAAGUGUAAAUGAUAUACUAGCUAGUCCAUCACUGUAUUGCAAGGCCUUGGCAAUUAAAGGAAGUAUUCACAAUGCCUUUUUCCCCCAUGUUUUUUUGUUUUUUUCUCCCCCCCCCCUUCCAUGCUCCAGGGUUUUAGUCCGCUGCGGGUCAUUGUACUGUCAGCAGUAGCCGAAGAGUGCCUUUUUUUUUUCGACAAUCACAUGGAUUGGAGCGAGGAAUUCACAGGGAAUAGUUCAUUGUAUUUGGCUUUCCCUUGCGGAAACGGAACGGACAGUGGGGGGUGGGGGGGGUGGGGAGACAGGAAAUUCUACAAUAUCCGGAAGUGCGAAGCAGGGUCUGGAGCAGAGAGAGAUUGAAAAUGUUUGAGAUCAGUUAGCGGCCGUGUCCUUGCAACUGUCAUUUCCACAGCACAAUUGAAAUGGGUAGAUUUGUAGCAUUGUUGGGAGCUAACGGAAAACUACAAUAGCUGAUAUUAUUUAAAAUAUUUUAUUUCACUGUCAAUCUUUUUGUUUUUAGUUUUAGUUGGUUUUUGGUUUUUAGAAUAACUGUUUUCCCCCAAAGCCCAUAGUUUCCAAGCUUGAGCUUUCCUUGCACUUUGCAUUUUAGUUAUUAAUAUAUUUAUGAUUGUUGAAAUAUACUGUUUUUUUUUGUUUUUUUUUUCAGUGACAUGUACUGGGUUCUGAAAACUGUAGACCACUGUGAAAACCAACAUUUUCACUUGCCGCCGAGCUUGAAUGAAAAGAUUUGUUGAACUUGACAUUCCCCUGUUACAAAAAAAAACUCAAUGUAUGUUCAGCAGCGCUAGCUGUGUGCUGGCAGUGUGGUGGACAAAUGCAUUUGUUAGCACUUUCAAAGGGUUUAUAUUUUUUUGUGGAAUGCAUUCCUCCAGUGCUAUUUCAUGUUUCAGUAUCAUAAAUGCCUACAUUGCCUUU
Messenger RNA from Anguilla anguilla (European eel), 4009 nucleotides. RefSeq names its product putative homeodomain transcription factor 1 (gene phtf1). The transcript is spliced from 17 exons. The record is from RefSeq and is a predicted model, not a curated record. Bases 765 to 2858 code for a protein of 697 amino acids. NCBI's taxonomy places the organism in Eukaryota, Metazoa, Chordata, Actinopteri, Anguilliformes, Anguillidae. Gene Ontology annotation, cellular component: endoplasmic reticulum.